AAGACUCUCUCCAGAAGAAACAAAAAAGUGUUGAUCUAGUAAAUAUGAAAAUGUGUGCCAAUUACAAUCUAUUUUUAGUUAAAUUAAGUAAACUCACUUGUAAGAGAGAUGAUCCUUCACUAAAAGCUACAUUUUAAUCAUCAUCUUCAUCAUCAUGUAUAUCUAAGCAAAAUCCUAAUUCCGUUGUAACCUCCUCUUUACAAGAUUGAAAAGUGAUCAAGAAUUUUUUGUUUCUUUUGUUAUUCCUUUUUACUUCCUUUAUGUUAGCCAUUUACCAACAGUCACAUAUUUCGAGUAACAAUCCUUUUGCUAUUCAAUUGUGACAAUUCAACAAAGGUUCAACAGUUAAUAUCACACAAUUACCAUCAAAAACUGACCAUAAACCUUUCAACAAUCCCAAAGACAAUGUAUACAUCAACAGCCAUCUCUUCAGCCAGUACAUAUCAUGUUUCCAGUAUCAGUUCAUCUUCACCAAUCAACAGAGUUCUCGUUCAAAUUGAUUUUGAAGUUUUCGGAGACUUUUCAGGAGUAUACUUCACCAAGUAUGCCAAGGAAAUGAGCGAAAAACUUGGCCUGAAAGGAUGGGUCAUGUUAUCCCGACGAGGAACUGUAAUUGGACAAAUUCAGGGAGAAAAGGAGAAAAUUGAUGAAAUGGCUCUUUGGUUAAGACUUCAAGGAAGUCCAGGAUCACGGAUUGAACAUGCAAAUUUCACGAACUGGCAAAUAAUUGAUUCCAUUACUUAUCGAAAUUUCAGUAUUCGUUUCUAAUGAUUUGGAUUGAACGAAUGAUUGGUGGUCAUCUGUAUCUUCCAAUCUCUAAACAAUUUAAUCCCAAUCUUUAAGUUUUGGGAAUGUUAAUAAAAAAAUGAUCGCGAGAUUCAUUUUCAAUUUUUAACCCAAAAAUUGAUGCAGAUUCAAAAUUGAGAUUAAAAGACAAUAAGUAUAUUCAUGUUACAGUCGCCUUGAGACUCUACACUCAAUUUUGCCAAAUGUCUCUAUUUAGCCCUGUUGAGUAAGGGUUAAUUUUCAUUUCAAUUUCUUUGAUUGUUAACUAGCUUAAUCUAAUUUCCUUUUGUAAAAUAUCAGUCAGAAGACUCAUGAAAUCAGUUUAAUGUGAAAUGAUAUUUCAGACUAAACCUUAUCAAAAUUAAACACGAUUCAAAUCUGUA
Molecule: messenger RNA, 1169 nt
Organism: Tetranychus urticae (two-spotted spider mite)
Lineage: Eukaryota; Metazoa; Arthropoda; Arachnida; Trombidiformes; Tetranychidae
Product: acylphosphatase-2
Molecular function (GO): acylphosphatase activity
Source: RefSeq, a predicted model, not a curated record